This is a messenger RNA of Culex pipiens pallens (northern house mosquito), 9972 nucleotides long. RefSeq lists its product as uncharacterized. The transcript is spliced from 3 exons. The record is from RefSeq and is a predicted model, not a curated record. Gene Ontology annotation, molecular function: protein binding. The coding region runs from base 757 to 8682 and encodes 2641 amino acids. Lineage: Eukaryota; Metazoa; Arthropoda; Insecta; Diptera; Culicidae.
GUGUCCCUUGCCAAAAUCCGGAAAACUUGAAAAGUUUUUUUUUAGAAUAAAAACAGCUAGUAUUAUUGUGAGAACCAUCAGUCGUGAAAUCCCGAUGCGAGACGUGUUAUCCCAAUUAGACCUUAAUUCUCUCUAUCCGAUCUAUCAGUUCCCCUUAGAUUCCAAAAUAUCCAUUAAAUUUUUCCUCAGUUAGUUUUUCAUAAGUUAGUUUUUCAUUAGUAUAACUUGCCUUAACACAAAGCCGUCGUUACUGGUAUGCACAGGUCUAUGUUAAGGCUGCCAUUACCAAAAUAAAACUCCCUACACAAUCUCCCUUUCACAUUCGGCUCCGGUCGAAACCGGUCAGUGGGGGGACAAAAAAUUUGGAAAAUAUUUGCAUCGGCCUAAUCAGACUCCCAAGUUACUACAGAUAGAAGAUAUCACGCAGCAGACUUUAACAACAGCUGUACAGACUUCUUGCGCAAGGCUUAAGUUUGACGGUGUAAGUGUGCGGUGGUUUUUGUUAUCUCUUGGCAGCUGUCACAUUACCACAUUUAUUUCGAAAUCCAGGCGUACAAGACAUCAAGUUUCAACGCGGUGUUCCAAAUUACCUCGUAAAAAAGAAGGUUCAAAAUGUAAAAGUUACCUGCAUUACGUGAUUGGAUUGUCAUCUUCCACUUACAUGGUUUUUAAUCAAAUACUCAUCGAAAGUGGUACGCAGCAGAAACAGCGACAAUAUAAACUCGUCUCAAACAACAACGAACUCUUCAAACAAACAUGAACAACAAACAAAUGCCUCUGUUAAUGGGUGCCAUCGACAAAAGUGAUGUCCUGGAGAUCGAAAAUCUCCUAAACACUUUUGCAGAUCUUAUCAUCAUUGACAAGAAUGUCAAAAUAGAAACACCACUACAUAGAGCUGUCACCAUCGGCAAUGCAGACGUUGUUCGACUUUUUCUGGCCAAGGGAGCCUACAAUGAAGCAAAGAACGCAGAUAACAAGACGCCCUUUGAGUUGUGUUCGCAUUUGGAUGACCAACAAAAGCAAGCAAUCGAGGCCGUCUUCAAUGAUUAUUUCAAAAACACCUUCAUCAAACGACCGGGAACAGCCGCCGUGGGUCAGUUUUACGAAACGAAACUCCUGACGAUGGUUUUGUUUCGGUUGCUUCAAGAUGGCCAAAUCGAGGACUUUUACUUGGGAAACAACUUGGACGAUGCCGGUGCUUUUGACGACGUCGUGUUCAGGACCUUCGAUGGAGGUAAAUCCCGUGUUUGCUGUGUUCAAACUAAACACAAAAAACCAGACCAUACUAUAAAUUUUCGAGAUUUGAUUAAUACUAAAGAUACAAGUGGAGAUUUUCAUUUGAGUAAAUAUUAUGAGAGCUAUCUCAAGAUUCGGUACAUGUUUGGCCCGACCAGUAAGUCCCUGAUAUUUCAAGGAGAAUAUGAUGCAUCUGAGUUAGAACUAAUAAUUUUCACGCCAGCUAAGUUAAAUUUACCAAAUGCAUCUAACUGUACAAAUUCAACCGAGUUAAACACACUACAUACAAAAGAGUCUGGAAAGAUAGUUCAAAUAAAGUACACAGAGGCUUUAAAAGAAUCUUUUAGAGCAUGGCAUAAGAAUGUAGUGGCAGAGAUGCUGGCCAGGCUACUAUUAUUACAGAACUGCGACACAAAAAAUUUAAAAAAUGGAAUCAAAACGCUGAAAUAUGAAAACAACAACAACUACAAUAGUUCUGAUCUACUGCAACUUUUCAGCAAUGAAAAGGUAAUGGAAGUUUCCAGUAGAAAAGCCAAAACUUUAGGUUUAGAAGUUUCAAAAAUUCUUGAGGAUCCUUUUAUUCCCACUGAUGAGGAGCUUGAGCAACUUUCAAACGAUUUUUUGGAAAAACUAAGAUUCUACUUGGAACAAGCCACAGAGGACAACUUGGAAGAAAUUGUUAGGCGCAACAUUAAAGCAACAAAAAAAUACGAUAAUGACGAACUGAUUUAUUCUAAAUCUUACGCUGCAGUCGAACGCUGGUGGAAGCAAUCUGGACAUGUACGGUUUCUUGAUAAAAAUUGCGCAUAUUUUGAAAUGACUGCAAAUGAAGUGGAAUUAGAGAAAUUACAUUACAUAGGAAUGGACAAAAUAAGAAAUAACUUUGUCCAAUUUGACAUUGAGGAGGCAAAAAAAUCCACGUGGGCUAACUUUUACCAGCGAAAUCUAAAAGGGAACUCAUUUUGUAUGAAUGUUUUUACCAGUACCCCUAAAAUAAGUUCCUUGAAACUGGUACAGUACUUCCGCGAUCAAGGAACCGAAUAUAAAUAUGUUUUCAUUCGUGAAACAGAAAUCGAACAAAUUGUUAAAGUAUUAGCUACCAUAAAACCGAAAUGUUUAAUUUUGGCAUAUCUAUCAGAAACAGAUGCGAAAGCUAUCGGGAAAAUUCGUCAAAAUAUCGAUAAACUAAUCAUUAUUACUAAAAAACAAUGCUGUAGCGACUGCAGUUCAAUAGCUGACGAAACAAUUUUAUGCGAUCUUGAACAUGAAUGUCAGAAGAACCUUCUCGAAAGGGACGUUUUGUUUCAAGGCAACUUGGUGCCGUUGGAAACAUUAAUGAACGAAGCUCCAAUAACUUUGCUGGAUGCAGUAACUUUGGAAAAGCUCAUUAAUGGUGAACGAUUAGUCAUUUCAACAGCAAGUUCUUUUGAUAAAAAUGAUAAUUCAUUGAGAUUUUAUAUUGAUCGAGUUCUGCUUGAUGCAAAACAGCAAACAUUUGAGCCCAUGAAAAUUCGCGAUAAAGUCGCACUUGUCGUAGCGGCACCAGGAAUGGGAAAAUCAACUUUACUUACUUGGCUUGCUGCUCAAAUGAAAAAUGACAAUCUUGCGAGUUGGAUAGUAAGAAUCAAUCUCUUGGACUGUUCUGCCCAAUUUGAUCAAUGGAAUAAAAACAAUACUACACUGAGAAAUGAACAAGUGUUGAACUUUUUAAUGAAUCAUUUAAACUUUCAGGAAAGUGACUCAACAAGCGAGGUUGAAUCGUUCGAAAGGAAGGUUUUUCGAUGGUUUUGUGAUCAUCAGAAAAUAUGUUUUCUUUUUGACGGUUUUGAUGAAAUCAGUCCCAAUUACACAAGCAUGGCAACAACAUUGAUACAGAUUUGUAGAGAUAACUUUGCUGGUAAACUUUGGGUGACAACUCGUUUUGGUGAAUUUCAAAAAGAACUGGAAGAAAUUCUUAAAGUUGACGCAUUUACGUUGAAACCGCUUGUUAGAAAGGAGGCUGAAAAUUAUAUUUUAAAUUUUUGUACAAAAAUAUUAAAAAAUAAUACAAAUGAAAGAAACACUUUUGACGAUUACUUAAAUCGCGUUCUAUCGAAUCUACCUCAAUCCACUCGUCAUGGAGAGCAUGAUUUAAUAAGUAUACCAUUGCAGAUAAAAAUGAUAGCUGAGUUAAUUGAAUACAAUUUUCAAACUUAUUGCAACACGCAUGAUGGCCAGUUUAAAUUAGAAAAAAUUGAUUCAGUCACAUUAUACGAAAAAUUCAUUGAUUUGAAAUUCAAUGUAUGGGUCAAGGAAAAAACUACCAUCAAUACAACGAUUCUAUCCAACAAGCAACAUAUAAAUGAACAUAGAGAAAAAAAUAAAGAUAAUUACAGGUUAGCUGCAAUCUGUACUCUGUUCAACGCAGAUGAAACAAAAAUAGUUCUGUCAAAGACAGAAUUGAAAGCUGUGCAUAUAUUUUUACAUCAAAUGAAAAAUUCUGUUGACAGGACUGGAUUUAUAGUACUAGUAGCUGAUGGAAAGGCUAAGUUUGUUCAUCAAACCUUAGCUGAAUAUUUUGUGGCACAGUUUUUAUGGGAUAAAUACUCAACGUUAGAGGGUGAUGAACUUGAAAAUUUCAUCCAUGAUAUUAUAAUCAAAUGUCUUAUCCUUAAAGAUCGUACUCAGAUUGUAUUUUUUUUGGCGGAAAUAGCGUCAAUAAAAAUAAAUGAAUGCUCUGAUUUUUGUUUCAAAGCUAGUAUUCUAUUAAAGCAACUUUUAAAGAUUUUGCCAUCUUCCCGGCGCGAGUUUGAAAGAAAAGCAUUCUCCUACGCAUUAGGUAUUGUUGAAAAUUCUAUAAUAACAGAUGAAAUUGAAAUCUUUGAUAAAUUUAAAAAAUAUAAUGGUACACAUAUUCUCAAACAUCAUCGCAUAAUCCUUCUGAAAGCUGCCGAGUUUGGUUAUAUCUCGCUUGUUAGCUUAAUAACAUAUAACAAACCAGGCUGCAUAAAUGAUUCCAUAAAUUGGCUGAAUGGUUGGACAGCGUUACACUUUGCAGCGCACCGAGGACAUAUUAAAAUUGUGAAGCGUCUUUUAAACUUAUCAGCUAACGUCAAUAGUGCUACGGAGGAAAACGGUCAGACGGCGUUACACAUGGCUUCCGAAAUGGGAUAUAUUUCUAUAGUUCAGCUGUUAUUGUAUAAAGGUGCACAGGUCAACUCUGCCUCGAAACAUAGCGGAAUAACUCCGUUGCAUCUAGCAGCGCAGAAAGGAUUUGCUGAAAUUGUGUCACUGUUGUUGACAAAAGGAGCAGCAAUCGAUAGAGCAACGACUGUUUAUGGACAAACUGCCUUACAUUUUGCUUCCAGUAAAGGCUACUUAGAAACUGUUCGAAUAUUGACAAAACAUCGAGGAAACGUGAACAUUAAGACUCAAAAGAAAUCAACGCCACUGCACCUUGCUACCAGAAAUGGUCAUUUUGAUGUCGCCCGUUUAUUAUUGGAAAAAGGUGCUGAUCCAAAUAACACUACAGAGAAAGGACAGAAAAGCUUCAUAGAAAAGGCUUUUGAUUUUUUUAAAAAUAAUUUGGGUAAUGUCAACGAGGAAAUCAUUGAGGAAGGUUGGACACCGUUACAUUCAGCUGCUAAAAAUAAUGACGUGAAGAUUGCUAUAAUGUUGUUAGAAAAUGGUGCUGACAUUGAAAGUACUGAUGCUCUUGAGGAACUUACUCCCUUAUUGGUUGCAACGAAAGAAGGUCACUUUGAAAUGGUGAAAACUCUGGUAAGCAAAGGAGCAAACGUCAAUUUUGUAUCUAGUGAUAAAGGAUGGACUGCUUUGCACUGGGCGGCAUUUGAAAACUUCAAAAAAAUUGUAGGAUUAUUGUUGAAAAAUGGGGCUAUAAAAAGUUCUACUACGACGGAUGGAAAAACUGCUCAAGACGUCGCUAAUACGAAGAAACACACCGAUAUUGUACAUAUGCUAUUGGCCGAAACCUCAUCUUUCAUUACGUUUGAUUUGGAAUCCGAAUCUGAAUCACUAAAUUUAAUACAAAACUGUCUACCUAAGCUGCAUCCCGCGGUUACAAAAGAACGAAUUGACGUUGAUUUUGAACUGAAAACUGAAGAUUUGACGCCACUAAUGCGCGCUUGCUAUCUUGGUAAUUUGAAAGAAGUGCUAGUUUUGCUCGAUGAAGGUGCAAACGUUCGUCUAGGAAAUACUAAAAAAGCUUUCACACCAUUACACUGUGCAGCACAACAAAACUACCCUGAAAUCAUCCGGUUGUUGGUUGCAAAUGGGGCCGACAUUGACUGCGUAACCUCUGAUGAAGGCCGAACUCCUUUGUUUCAGGCGUCUGUUAACGGUGCCAUUGAUGCUGUCAAAAUUCUCCUCGAAAUGGGAGCAAACGUUCGCCUAGGAAGGACUGACGAUGCUUCGACGCCAUUACACUGUGCUGCGAAAAAUAAUUACCCUGAAAUUAUACGGUUGCUGGUUGAGAAGGGAGCCGACAUUGACUGCGUAACCUCUGAUGAAGGCCGAACUCCUUUAUUUGAGGCAUCUUUAAGCGGCGCCAUUGAUGCUGUCAAAAUUCUCCUCGAAAUGGGAGCAAACGUUCAUUUAGGAAGAACAGACACUGCUUCGACGCCAUUACACUGUGCAGCACAAAAUAACUACCCUGAAAUCAUCCGGUUGUUGGUUGCGAAGGGAGCCGACAUUGACUGCGUAACCUCUGAUGAAGGUGUAACUCCUUUGUUUGUGGCAUCUUUAAGCGGCGCCAUUGCUGCUGUCAAAAUUCUCCUCGAAAUGGGAGCAAACGUUCAUUUAGGAAGAACAGACACUGCUUCGACGCCAUUACACUGUGCAGCACAAAAUAACUACCCUGAAAUCAUCCGGUUGUUGGUUGCGAAGGGAGCCGACAUUGACUGCACAACCUCAGAUGAUGGUCGAACUCCUUUGUUUGUGGCAUCUUUAAGCGGCGCCAUUGAUGCUGUCAAAAUUCUCCUCGAAAUGGGAGCAAACGUUCUCCUAGGAAGAACUGACACUGCUUACUCGCCAUUACACUGUGCAGCACAAAAGAACUAUCCCGAAAUCAUCCGGUUGUUGGUUGCGAAGGGAGCCGACAUUGACUGCGUAACCUCUGAUGAAGGCCGAACUCCUUUAUUUGAGGCAUCUUUAAGCGGCGCCAUUGAUGCUGUCAAAAUUCUCCUCGAAAUGGGAGCAAACGUUCAUUUAGGAAGAACAGACACUGCUUCGACGCCAUUACACUGUGCAGCACAAAAUAACUACCCUGAAAUCAUCCGGUUGUUGGUUGCGAAGGGAGCCGACAUUGACUGCACAACCUCAGAUGAUGGUCGAACUCCUUUGUUUGUGGCAUCUUUAAGCGGCGCCAUUGAUGCUGUCAAAAUUCUCCUCGAAAUGGGAGCAAACGUUCUCCUAGGAAGAACUGACACUGCUUACUCGCCAUUACACUGUGCAGCACAAAAGAACUAUCCCGAAAUCAUCCGGUUGUUGGUUGCGAAGGGAGCCGACAUUGACUGCGUAACCUCUGAUGAAGGCCGAACUCCUUUGUUUGUGGCAUCUUUAAGCGGCGCCAUUGCUGCUGUCAAAAUUCUCCUCGAAAUGGGAGCAAACGUUCAUUUAGGAAGAACAGACACUGCUUCGACGCCAUUACACUGUGCAGCACAAAAUAACUACCCUGAAAUCAUCCGGUUGUUGGUUGCGAAGGGAGCCGACAUUGACUGCGUAACCUCUGAUGAAGGCCGAACUCCUUUGUUUGUGGCAUCUUUAAGCGGCGCCAUUGCUGCUGUCAAAAUUCUCCUCGAAAUGGGAGCAAACGUUCAUUUAGGAAGAACAGACACUGCUUCGACGCCAUUACACUGUGCAGCACAAAAUAACUACCCUGAAAUCAUCCGGUUGUUGGUUGCGAAGGGAGCCGACAUUGACUGCACAACCUCAGAUGAUGGUCGAACUCCUUUGUUUGUGGCAUCUUUAAGCGGCGCCAUUGAUGCUGUCAAAAUUCUCCUCGAAAUGGGAGCAAACGUUCUCCUAGGAAGAACUGACACUGCUUACUCGCCAUUACACUGUGCAGCACAAAAGAACUAUCCCGAAAUCAUCCGGUUGUUGGUUGCGAAGGGAGCCGACAUUGACUGCGUAACCUCUGAUGAAGGCCGAACUCCUUUAUUUGAGGCAUCUUUAAGCGGCGCCAUUGAUGCUGUCAAAAUUCUCCUCGAAAUGGGAGCAAACGUUCAUUUAGGAAGAACAGACACUGCUUCGACGCCAUUACACUGUGCAGCACAAAAUAACUACCCUGAAAUCAUCCGGUUGUUGGUUGCGAAGGGAGCCGACAUUGACUGCACAACCUCAGAUGAUGGUCGAACUCCUUUGUUUGUGGCAUCUUUAAGCGGCGCCAUUGAUGCUGUCAAAAUUCUCCUCGAAAUGGGAGCAAACGUUCUCCUAGGAAGAACUGACACUGCUUACUCGCCAUUACACUGUGCAGCACAAAAGAACUAUCCCGAAAUCAUCCGGUUGUUGGUUGCGAAGGGAGCCGACAUUGACUGCGUAACCUCUGAUGAAGGCCGAACUCCUUUAUUUGAGGCAUCUUUAAGCGGCGCCAUUGAUGCUGUCAAAAUUCUCCUCGAAAUGGGAGCAAACGUUCAUUUAGGAAGAACAGACACUGCUUCGACGCCAUUACACUGUGCAGCACAAAAUAACUACCCUGAAAUCAUCCGGUUGUUGGUUGCGAAGGGAGCCGACAUUGACUGCACAACCUCAGAUGAUGGUCGAACUCCUUUGUUUGUGGCAUCUUUAAGCGGCGCCAUUGAUGCUGUCAAAAUUCUCCUCGAAAUGGGAGCAAACGUUCUCCUAGGAAGAACUGACACUGCUUACUCGCCAUUACACUGUGCAGCACAAAAGAACUAUCCCGAAAUCAUCCGGUUGUUGGUUGCGAAGGGAGCCGACAUUGACUGCGUAACCUCUGAUGAAGGCCGAACUCCUUUGUUUGUGGCAUCUUUAAGCGGCGCCAUUGCUGCUGUCAAAAUUCUCCUCGAAAUGGGAGCAAACGUUCAUUUAGGAAGAACAGACACUGCUUCGACGCCAUUACACUGUGCAGCACAAAAGAACUGCCCCGAAAUCAUCCGGUUGUUGGUUGCGAAGGGAGCCGACAUUGACUGCGUAACCUCUGAUGAAGGUGUAACUCCUUUGUUUGUGGCAUCUUGGAACGGCGCCAUUGCUGCUGUCAAAAUUCUCCUCGAAAUGGGAGCAAACGUUCAUUUAGGAAGAACUGACACUGCUUCGACGCCAUUACACUGUGCAGCAGAAAAGAACUGCCCCGAAAUCAUCCGGUUGUUGGUUGCGAAGGGAGCCGACAUUGACUGCACUACUUCAGAUGAUGGUCGAACUCCCUUGCAUGUGGCUGCUUGGAAGGGAAAUUCCAAGGCUGCUAUGGUUUUGCUAGAACAUGGCGCCAGCUAAAAUAUUGAAACAAAGCCAGGCGGAGUUACACCUCUCAGCCUGGCAACAGGUUUUAAUUAGAUAGUUGAGCUGCUUUCCGAUAGAGGUGCUUGUUGAAGGCUAAGUAAAUGAUGAAUCUUAUUGAAGUCGAGAAAUAGCUUGUGGAUUGUUACGCUGCAGUUGAAGAAAAAUAUUACUAGAAGCGUGUUCUGAACACUGUCUUCGUUGCAAAACUUCCAUCACUUAAUACACUAUGUUUUCCGUUUUUCGAAUCGAGUGGACUGUAUUUUCCUUCGCGCGCUUCUUUUCUUUUCAGCUACACGCUAAACACUGUCCCUUUAUUUCGCUGAUGCAAGGUACACGGAAAAUUACAUGUGAAAUAAAAACUAGCCAAAGUUUUUGCACAGAAGGUGCGCAUCAUUUCAAACUCGUCCAACACAUUAGGAGCCGGGUUUCUUACAUCUCAGAAUAUUCGUCAGAUCACCAUUCGUUUGCAUCCCUUUCGUGGGAUUUCAUUUAUCGCAAACUAAUAGCUAUGGGAAAUUGUUUCAAUGCUGCCGACGAUGUUUUGAUUGAAGUUUUGGUCCGUUAAUAACAUAAUUUGGACAACAUGAACUGGGGUAAAUGGGUUGAUUGAUGAACAAGACGAUACAGACUUACCAAAACUUUGGUUAUUGUCAAAGAUGAGAUCAUCGUUACUCACCUGGAAGAGAAAAGCGAAGUAUUUCAUCAGUAAAAAUGUUUCUUAGCAAUUAUGGAUAUUGGACUCUCGACAAAAAAUCGACAAGUUUUUAUUGAUCAAAACCGAACGCAAACAUGAUCAAGGCGAAACCGCUCAAAUUUAAACAAAACACGCAGUCAAGAAACCAGCCGGUUGGUUCGUUUCAAAACCUAAGCAUCUGCUCGUUGGGGCAGGUGAGUUAGUUUGUGUGGCAGACUUGGUCCCGGAAGAAUGCAGCUCUAGAAAAGGGGCGGCAAAAAAUGCAUUCAUGAUGGAGAAGGGGAGAAUAAAAAGACGGGCAGAAUCAGAACAAAAAAUGUGGCAGAAAGAAAUGAAGGAGAGGAGGAACAAAAAAAUACUAACAAUACCGUUGUUGACCGGCAAAGAGUUUAACUGAGUUGCCAAAUUCACUUACUUUUUCAAAAUGUUCAGUAGGCCAUGCUCCAAUUAAAGAAGGAAACGAUUAAAACUGGAAUUGUUAGGGUUAAAAGGAACCAUACAGUUGUAUAAUAUUCAAUGUAAAUAAAACUGACUGUUUUAAGAUUUAAGAAAAUGCUGAUCUAUACAAAAAAAUAAAAUUAUAAAAAAGA